Messenger RNA from Pecten maximus, 1754 nucleotides. RefSeq names its product pantetheinase-like. Lineage: Eukaryota; Metazoa; Mollusca; Bivalvia; Pectinida; Pectinidae. Gene Ontology annotation, molecular function: hydrolase activity, acting on carbon-nitrogen (but not peptide) bonds, in linear amides. The coding region runs from base 126 to 1712 and encodes 528 amino acids. The record is from RefSeq and is a predicted model, not a curated record. The transcript has 3 exons.
AAUAUGGCGUCGAGUCAAGUGUGAAAUUUUGCGAGGGUCUAUACAGACGGAAUGUAACACUGAUAUGGGACUAAAUGGGUGUUUUGGGGUGAACAGACCACUCGUUGGAGCUGACUUGAUGAGAAAUGGCGGGUUUCCAGCUGGCCAACGUCCUUCAUGUCGUCCUGAUACUCGCUAGCUGUUGUGAUGCUGAGAAGCUGGAAAGGACCACAUUCAAAGCGGCGGUGUAUGAACACGCCGUUAUUCUGUCCGACGUCCGACACGAGAAUGCGUCUGUCUCGAGGACGACGGCCCUCCAACACAUGAUGAAAAACCUGAACAUAUACCGGGAUCAGGUGGAGACGGCAGCACAACAGGGUGUGGAUAUCAUAGUUUUUCCGGAAGACGGGAUUUACGGUAUGGGAUUCACCAGGAAAGCACUGACUGCCUAUCUCGAGUACAUCCCGGACCCAAAGAAUGAGUCAUGGAGCGCAUGCUCAGAGCCAAAUCGAUACCCAGAUACACAUGUACAGCAUUUCCUCAGUUGUCUAGCAAAAAACAACUCGAUGUUUGUAGUGGCGAACUUCGGAGAUAAACAGCCUUGUUCAAAAUCUCUACACCCCAGUUGUCCUAGCGACGGUCAUUUCCAGUUCAAUACUGACAUCGUAUAUAAUCCAAACGGCACUCUUAUAGCCAAGUAUCACAAACAAAAUCUCUUCUUCGAGUAUCAGUUUGAUUUUCCGUCAACUACCGAAGUCGUUACAUUCAACACACCGUUUGGGUUGUUUGGCAUGUUCACUUGUUUCGAUAUUAUAUUCCAUGACCCCACGAUUGACCUGAUAAACCUCGGGGUGAGAAACAUCGUGUUUCCCACAGCAUGGAUGGACGCCCCACCCCUACUGGGGGCGGUCCAGUUCCACUCCGCCUUCGCCAGAGGCAUGGGUCUCAACUUCCUGUCCGCCAACAUAAAUUGGCCUUUGAUGCGGUUUCAUGGCAGUGGUAUCUACACCCCAGAUGGUGUCCUGACCUACUACUACAACGACAGACAAAGGCGGGGACAGCUGUUGAUAGCGGAUGUACCUGUGAUUAGAUCACUGACUCCAGCGUUAACGACUCGUACAGACGGUUCACCAGUGGUACAAUGGGAUCAACCUCCAACGGUUCGCUUGCCCUCUCAAUUGUAUGGUGAUGCCGUUUUAACUAAAGAUCAUGACAAUUCCACAUUUUCGUCUUUUGUCUUCCACGAUCUUUUUACUUUCAAAUUUUUGGACGAUGUCUCUGCUGGCACGCUUAGCAUUUGCAAUAAUGCUCUUUGCUGUUUCCUUGAGUAUGAGCGAGGCGUCGUCGGCGAUGACGUGUACGCCUUUGGAGCGUUCGAUGGACUUCACACUUACCAGGGUACUUACUACAUACAAGUGUGUACCCUUCUAAGGUGUAGUGGGCCAACAAAGUCAUCGUGUGGGAAACCACCAACUGAAGCGAAAACUCAUUUCCGGAAAAUCAUAGUAUCUGGGAAUUUCUCCAGCCCUUACGUGUUUCCGGAAGUAGUCACCUAUCAGAACCGGUCGCUGGCCGCCCCACUGCAGCAUACAUGGACUUUUACUCAGUCCGUCCUGUCGUUAGACACAAGGGUUAUGGACCCGGUGGUAUCUGCUGGCCUAUUUGGUAGAGUCUAUACGAAGUCAGAGUCCAAUGGGCACAAUCAAGUCGACUCAUCCAUUCAAAGAAACUAAAAGCUCAAUGAUUGUUCUGUUUCCAAUAAAUAUUUAUGACAA